AUGGGCGACCAACAAGGAGAAGCUUUCUCUUAUGCCGAUUUAAUCGCCCAAAUCUCAGCUGUCGUCGCGGUUGUCUGGUACGUCGUUAUCUGGUUAAUUGGCAUACUUGGCCAUGUCCGAAUACGGACGGGAGUAACUCGGAAGCUGGUGCCCGGAAGCCCGAGAGCAGAAGCUGUAUCCGCUACCCUCGACCAAUCCAAGGCACCUGGUGUAACAGUGAUCCGACCGAUCAAAUCCCCUGGCAAAUUCCAAACCGAACCACACCUAAUCGAAUGUCUCCUUACUACGGUCCGACAGAGGUACCCUCGUUUCGAGCUUAUACUCACCGUUGCCGACGUGGAUGAUCCUGCCAUCCCUGGAAUCCACCAAUUGAUUCGCGACCACCCGGACCAAGAUGUCAGCUUGAUUAUCGGCGACGAGAAGAUCGGGAUUAAUCCUAAGAUUAACAAUCUUGUCAGGGGCUGGCGAAAAGCGAAAUACGAUAUUAUCUGGAUUGUUGACUGUAAUGUCUGGUUGGACCAUGGUGCUAUGGGGAGGACUGUCGAUGUCCUGCUCGGCCAUCCCUGGGACAAGGAACCUCAUAAACCAUCCCGACGUCCUGCGAAGGUUGUACAUCACUUACCGAUAUGUGUGAAUACGACCGGAACCGACGAAGCUUUGAUACCCUGGACCGGCCGAUUCGAUAGACUCGGAUGCGCGUUGGAGGAGGCAUUCCUGUCGAGCUCACACGCUAAAUUCUACGUCGGAAUUAAUACCGUCGCCAUCGCCCCUUGCAUGAUCGGUAAAAGCAACAUGUUCCGAAAAUCGCACCUUAUGGAGCUUUGUCCUAAAACCCCAUACAGCGAAGGCGGUAUUGCGUGCUUCUCAACAAAACUGUGCGAGGACCACUUGAUUGCAGAGCACCUUUGGAAAUAUAGCGUUAAAGACGAUAUCAAGUACAACAACGAAAACAAUACAAGUACCGGUCUGAUCAAGCAUCAGCUGUUGAACGAACCGUGUUUCCAACCUAUGAACGAUAUGUCGCUUUAUGAAUACUGGACACGUCGUAGCCGUUGGUUGACGGUGCGAAAGUUCUCAGUUCUAGGGGCAGCGCUUGUGGAGCCGGGGACGGAGUGCUUUCUGGGGUCGUAUCUCGGUGGGGUCGGGCUAAAAUACUUGGAUCUGCUGCCCGUGGGGUGGACGGUCGGCCAAUUCUGGCUGGCAAGUGUGGCGGCCUGGUGUCUAUCGGACUGGUUCCUGUACCAAGAUAUUCACAGAUACGCGACUGUCGACAAGGAAGACCCGAAUUGUCCCGUCUGGCUGAAAAUUGGUCGGAAACGAAGCAUUUUCACAUGGUUUUUGCAGUGGUUCGGACGAGAGGCACUUGCUCUACCGAUUUGGUUUAAUGGCAUGUUGCGCGGGGAUGUGAACUGGCGCGGGAACGAGUUUUCUGUUACAGCGAGCGGAGUAAGGCAAGGAACUCUAUGA
Orbilia oligospora ATCC 24927 is the source of this 1467-nucleotide messenger RNA. RefSeq lists its product as uncharacterized. Gene Ontology annotation, cellular component: membrane. NCBI's taxonomy places the organism in Eukaryota, Fungi, Ascomycota, Orbiliomycetes, Orbiliales, Orbiliaceae. Gene Ontology annotation, molecular function: ceramide glucosyltransferase activity. Gene Ontology annotation, biological process: glucosylceramide biosynthetic process. The transcript is spliced from 2 exons. The record is from RefSeq and is a predicted model, not a curated record. Bases 1 to 1467 code for a protein of 488 amino acids.